CUCGGCCGCCGAAUGAUGUGACAGAAUUAGGCGUGAUCAUCGUUUGCAAAAUAAUUUAAACAUGGGCAUUGUUCCAAGUUACCAAAAGCUGGUUCAUUUCAUUCCUUCCCCGAUACAAGGCUGCAUAUACCAGAAUUACUCGCGUCUGUUUUGCAUAAAACCAUCGAAAACACUCGAAAACAUUGUCUCGUCUGCAAUCCUUCAAGUUCAAUGGACUUCUUUUACAGAGCCCACGAUGCGUUCACAUUUGGCAUCUUCCAGAACCUCACAUACCACCUCUCGAUACCACUUUGUGUCUCCUCAUAUCUACUCCUGACGGCAGUCAGCACGAUCUUUGAUACCGAAAACACCAUCAAGAAGCUUGGGUUCUCGGAGCCUACCGCAUCAUCAAAGGAAGCGCAGACAGUGGCAACAUACGCGUCUGCCCGCACUAUCGCAUUUAGUUGCGUUAUAUGUACAUUUCUCAUGCAAGGGAAACUCGAGAGCGUGGACACCAUGCUCGUUAUCUGGGGAACUUGCGUCGGGUUGGUUGAUGCGUUGGUGCAGUUCAGAGAGGGGAAGAGUAUUGGGGUAAUUCAUAGGCUUAUCAUAGGAGGAUUAUACAUUGCUUGGGGUUUGGAUGGAAGGACUGCUAAGGGAAGAGGACUGAACUCGAAGUUUUAAACGCUGUACGAGUUCGGUUAUGGUAUGUCUACGAAAUCAUGAACCGUAAUUAGUAUGUUUGGUGUGGCGGGAGUGCUACUAAUGGUGUUGAGGGUACGGAGUACUUUAUGGU
Messenger RNA from Aaosphaeria arxii CBS 175.79, 775 nucleotides. RefSeq lists its product as uncharacterized. The transcript has a single exon. NCBI's taxonomy places the organism in Eukaryota, Fungi, Ascomycota, Dothideomycetes, Pleosporales. The record is from RefSeq and is a predicted model, not a curated record. The coding region runs from base 211 to 663 and encodes 150 amino acids.